Messenger RNA from Haliotis rufescens (red abalone), 4222 nucleotides. RefSeq names its product gamma-aminobutyric acid receptor alpha-like. Gene Ontology annotation, biological process: signal transduction; regulation of membrane potential; chemical synaptic transmission. The transcript has 10 exons. Gene Ontology annotation, cellular component: membrane; synapse; neuron projection. The record is from RefSeq and is a predicted model, not a curated record. Lineage: Eukaryota; Metazoa; Mollusca; Gastropoda; Lepetellida; Haliotidae. Gene Ontology annotation, molecular function: extracellular ligand-gated monoatomic ion channel activity; neurotransmitter receptor activity; GABA-A receptor activity. The coding region runs from base 440 to 1816 and encodes 458 amino acids.
CCCUGAUGUAGCCAAGUCCAAACAUCUCUGUAACACUUUCCAACUUCCCAACAGGCUACUCGAUGGCACCAAACUGUGGAAGACAUGGAGGAGCAGCCCUCCUGUUCUUACAAUGGCCUCUAAUUGGCAGUAAAACCCACUAAUUAAUUCUCUGACCACAUAAACAUUCUAACAACCCUCCAAAGCGCUUCAUGCGACGAUUUCCGAGCCUCUUCAUACUACAGAGGACUUUAUCGAUCUUCUACCAGUCGAAGGAAAGGUUCGCUUGCAUUGCCAGUGUUCCCAUACAAGUCAUCGAAAAUGUGACGAGCCCUUUCACGGGAAUAAAUGAACUUUCUGCUGCCCCUACCUUCUAUUGAAGUUAGACCGGGAAUGGUUCUGUACUUCUGGUUGUGGUGAGCAAGGUAAUGCUUCACGCUCAAGGGACAUCUUUUAAGGAAUGGACGGCCUUCUCAGACAUUUAACACUUGCCAUGGCAAGACGACAUGGAGCCAUUGUCACCUACUUUGUAUUAAGUGCCUUGCCUUUGAGUAUGUCCCUGGCAGAGGUCAAGAUGUACAAUGCGUCGCAGCUGCUGGAGAACAUGCUGGUGGGUUAUGACAAGCGGCUGAGGCCUGGAUUCGGUGGGAAGCCGUUAGCAGUGAUGAUCUAUAUCAAUCUACGAUCCAUGGGCCCUAUAUCGGAAUUAGACAUGGUGUACACAUUGGACUGCUAUUUCCGCCAAACCUGGUAUGAUAAACGCCUGUCCAUGAACAUAUCGCUGGAGCACCUCCCCCUGGGUAUCACGAUUCUAGAACGGAUUUGGCAUCCUGACACCGUCUUCUACAACGGCCAGAACUCCUACCUCCACACAAUCACGACGCCCAACAAAUUUGUCAGGAUCAGUCCCAAUGGAAACGUCCUCUACUCACAAAGGCUGACGAUCCGGGCAAGCUGUGUGAUGGACCUGAAGACAUUCCCUCUGGAUAUUCAGAGCUGUCCACUGUUCUUUGGUAGCUUUGCGUAUUCUACUGAAGACGUUGUGUAUCAGUGGCGUUAUGGUAAAGAUGGAAAGUCGGUGGAGUUUGGGAAAGAUAUCUGGUUAUCCCAGUUUGAUCUUAUUGGGAGUCCAUUGUCCAACUAUACAGGCAAUAUCAAAGGAGCUCCCCAUACGAUUCUAAAGGUAAAGUUCCACCUGUACCGCCACGCUGGAUACUUCAUCAUACAGGUGUACGUGCCAUGUGCCUUACUCGUCAUCCUGUCCUGGGUGGCUUUCUGGAUCAACAGAGAGGCCACGGCCGACAGAAUCGCCCUAGGAACAACAACUGUUUUGACCAUGACGAUUUGUGGAAUUGAAAACAAGACUGAUUUUCCUAAGAUAUCCUAUAUCACGGCCCUAGACAUGUAUGUAGCUGUGUGCUUUGCCUUUGUUUUGGCCACCAUACUAGAGUUCGCCUUCGUCCAUUACUUUACCAAAUACGGCACCGGGGAACCUCUACUGUACGACUCAAGCGAGGACGAAGAGGACAGUGUGUUUGAAGAGACGUUUGAAGAAGAACAAGAAUGCCCCGACCUCGAAUCUAAUGGCCUUGACGGAUCACACAUGCCGAAGCCUGCUAAGGGUGGUAACUUUGGGAGGAUCUUGCUUGCCAAGGUGUGCGACUGUCUCCACUGCAUCACACAUACAAAGGUGUACUAUGGCUUUAAGAAAAAGGAUAUGACUGGCUUCAUUAACAGCGUCAGCCAGAUUGAUAAGUCCUCAAGGGUAUUAUUUCCUGUGACGUUUUUGAUCUUCAAUGUAGUGUACUGGGUGUCCUAUUCUCGAUGGAAGGUGUAACGUAUUGUGGAGACUCAAGGUUGUGACGUUGUUGUCGAGCUCACAGAAGACGAUCAGUUCAAUGGAACUAAGCAGAAGCGGAUGGUUGAUUAAAUGUUGCUGACCUAAUAACGCCGGUGACAGGGGGAUGUGACAGACGAUGUGACUUCCCUUGAAGGACAAGGAAAUUAACGGAACUGACCUACAAAAGAGCUUGAUGUGGAAGCCCCGAGACACUGUCGUCCAUGAGACUUGACUGACAUAGUUAUUAUGGCGAUGGACUUCGGCAAUAAACUUGUUUGUCAAAAAGAGAAAGUGCUUAUUAUCAAACAUCAAUUGUGCAAUAAGAACUUCGAAUAUAUCAAUGAUAAAAGUACAUGGCGAUCUGUUUUAUAUCUUUCAUGUCAUCCAAAGAAGUGAGCUUGUGUAAAUAUGAACGUCAUCGCCAGAAUAUGACUCGAUUAUCCGUAGAACAGAUUCCUCUGGGUGUAAAAGGCAAAAUAGCGGUGAAUAUUUUAUGAAUGGAUGACUGUAACUCAGUGAUGACACCAUGUGUUAAAACUGUCCUUUUCGGAUUGAAGUCGCUGAGAUGUGAAGAUCUCUAAGUUGUGUGUGUGACAAUGGGUUUCAACAUUUAUGUUUCAUAUAUUGCCUCUGUAACACAAACAAUGCAACGUGGAUAUCAGCGUUUAUUCCAUUAGUAUUUCCUGAAACCCAGUUCAAACUGUAUACAUCUGGUAACACUGUUGCCAAUUUGCUGAAUCAGAUUCUUUGUCUGAAUCCACAUUGUUUCUUUCGAGGAAUCUUCUAUCAUAACUAUAUGGCGAGUCUUCAAGAGCAUUAUUUCAUGUUAUUGAAUGUAAGAAUAUAGAUUCAUAGAUAUUCUGAUUUGUUAUAGGAUGAUUAGGGGUUUAGAUGAGAAGAAUGUUCAUCAUCGUAACUAUGUUAUGUGUCAAUUUCCAUCGGUUCUAUUUGAAAAACCGAUGGAAAUGGACGAGAAAAUGUUUUAACGUGACAAGUUCAUGCAAGCAAUAGAUAAACAAAUGAAACUGCUGUUUUUGCUCUCUUCUUCGUGGUUAAAUCAUCCAGUAUGCAAUAGCCGUGUCGAAGUUCAAAGUCGAUGCCUUGUAAUUUUCAUGAAAUUGACAUUUUGUGUAUGCACUGAAACCAUAUCAGUGUAUAUAUUAAACAUGCCACUGUAGAGUGUUUUCGUUCUCGUUUUCUUUCUUUACAAUCAUUGUAGAUUCUAACUAUUGAAGAUAAAUAUGAUUCAAAAUUCACAUGCAUGAUUCAGAUUCGGACUGUUUAUCUUUGUCACCUUCUCAUGCUAAUAAUGUUUUUUUAUGUUCGAAAAAACAGUUUGAUCACACCGUUCGCGACUUGGUUAUUUCUUAGAAAUCAAUUGCAUACUAGGUGUUUUUUUAUGGAUUUUAAUGUUAAAUGUAAAAGGGGUGUUUGCGGCAAUCUGAUUGGUUGAAAGACGUGAUUAAAUGGGAUUCGAAUCCUGGACUAUUCACUGCGCAUGAUUACUUUCUUGAUAAGUAGUUUACCUUAAUCACGUAUUUGAACAACUUGUCAUUCGGUUUGGCGAAAUAGACGUUAAUUAAAUAAAAACAGUUUGAUCAAUAUUUGUCAGAACAAAAUCGAUUUAGUAAUUAUUUUUUCAACAUUCUGCUUACCGGGCGAGUUCAGCUGUCACGGAAGCAGGUGACGUCAUCCAUUGUAUUAUGAUGUCAUCACUUACCAGGUUGACGUCAUAUCAUUUCAAAAUGACGUCAUGUCUGUCUCUGAACUAUGGGAAAUACGAAGAGAGAGUGUGUAAAUGACUGAUAACUUUUGUAAACUGCUGGGCAAAAGAAAGUAUACACCUAUGUUUGAUGGUGGCUAAAAAUAUAACAAACAAUGAUUAUUCGAUGGUGAUGUAUUUACAAUAGUUUUCUUUUAGACCUUGUUUGCAGUGUUUCAGUGAUUAUUUUCAGUCUGGAAAUGUUUCAAUAACGUUUGUGCGUUUUUGGUCAAAUCCAGUUUUCAAGUGUAUACUUUCCUUUGCCCGGCAGUGUAUUUUUCAAUGUCGAUGAUAUAACAUGUUUUCAGAUUUGUGUUUUCUUGCGGGGUAUUUUCAAUCCCCGGAAAUAUUAUAUUUAUCUUCUAAUUUGGAUCAGUUCAGCACAAGCUCAUAUAUUUAUUUGAAGUAUCGGCAAUGCAGCUGUGACUCCUUAUUUUCAGAGACGACCAAAACAAGACGCUGUCCUUUUAUAUGAUCCCGUUAGAUCUCUGGGUACAGCUAUUCAGUUGUAUUUACGUGUUGCAAAGAUUCCUCUUUUUGUGUGGUGUUCAGGAAUACGUGACGACACUCGGUACUUCAGACAUGUUUCUUUUGAAUUCAUCAUAAUACUUUCAACAUUACAUCUGACGAGGACAUGAGUU